AUGGUUAACAAGCUGUCCGAUUCGGACAGUCCCCCAGUAGUUACGCCGGAUCAGGAACAGGAGUUGUAUCUCUCGCCUUCAGAGACGGAACCGCAGCCAGGGUUGCAGACGCCUGUACGAUGGUACGAUGCUGACCGCCGUGAACCGUACACUCGCAUAACACCGUUUCAAGAGAAACACGACACGAGCGUCGAGUUUUUCUACAAGCCUAUCACUUUGACCGUUCUAGGCUUUGGCCUCGCCGCGCUCGCAUAUGUCGCCAUGACCGAAGAUGUCUUGGCUGAAGGCCGCGAUAAGCGUCGUGUUGGAGCAUAUGCCGCAGGUGCUUCCUUUCUACUUUUCUCCAUGGUCCAGUUCCGCGACGGUCCCUUCAUCCGACCGCACCCCGCAUUCUGGCGCAUGGUUCUCGGCAUCAACGUCCUAUACGAGCUUGCGCUAGUGUUUCUUUUAUUUCAAGACCUCGAUUCGGCGCGACACAUGAUGACAUACAUAGAUCCAUCCCUUGGGAAACCUCUGCCCGAAAAAUCAUACGGAGAGGACUGCGCGUUUACCUGGACCAACAUUUGGAAUGCCAUCGACAUAUUCUGUCUGGCGCAUUCUCUGGGAUGGUUCGGGAAAGCGAUGAUUCUACGGGAUUACUGGUUUUGCUGGAUCCUAAGUAUAGCCUUCGAGUUUGCCGAGUACAGUUUGCAGCAUCAGCUCCCAAAUUUCAAUGAGUGUUGGUGGGACCACUGGAUCCUGGACGUCCUGAUAUGCAACUGGUUCGGUACAUGGUUGGGCAUGAAAACAUGUCAGUUUUUCGAGGUCAAGCACUAUGAAUGGCGGGGCCUUCGAGAGACACGCGGUUUCCGCGCGAAGUCUAGGCGCAUCAUCAAACAGUUCUCCCCUCAUGAUUGGACUGCCUUCAAAUGGGAAGGGACCCACGAUUUCCUGCACUAUGCGACGGUCGUCAUGUUGUUGGGCGUUUUUCUGGCAGCGGAACUCAAUCCGUUCUAUCUCAAGACGCUGCUUUGGAUGGAGCCGGACCACCCGAUGGUCAUCGGCCGCCUUGCCGGUAUAUUUCUUGCCGCUUUGCCGGCCACCCGAGAAUUAUACCAGUAUAUCAAUAACCCUCGGAAAGCGGUGAGAAUGGGGCAGCACGUGUGGAUGCUGCUCGCGAUGGUCAUCACCGAGCUGCUUGUUAUUAUCAAGUGGAGUCAGGGUCAGUUCCCUGAGCCGUUCCCGACCGAGGUAAAAUGGGCGUGGGCGGUCGGCGUUUUCCUUCUUAGCUUAUAUCCGACCCUACGCUUCGGCGUUCCGAGUGCACGCCGGUACCUGCGUAGACACGGAAAGCAAGUCAAGACCGCAGCGGAGAAAUCGAAGUAGGACCGCAGUUUCCCGUCGACAGCAUCGAGCCCCGGCCGUAAUUACGCACGUCACGUCUCAGUAGAUACAGUUGCACGAUCUCGCGUAGGAUCUCCCCGCCGCAUCUCCCUGCUGUGCCUCAGAGGGCAGGGCUGAGGAACGCUCCGUUGCAAAGGUACGUUAGCGUGUGCUGC
Molecule: messenger RNA, 1538 nt
Organism: Punctularia strigosozonata HHB-11173 SS5
Lineage: Eukaryota; Fungi; Basidiomycota; Agaricomycetes; Corticiales; Punctulariaceae
Product: PSS-domain-containing protein
Exons: 14
Coding region: 1-1365 (454 amino acids)
Biological process (GO): phosphatidylserine biosynthetic process
Molecular function (GO): L-serine-phosphatidylethanolamine phosphatidyltransferase activity
Source: RefSeq, a predicted model, not a curated record